GAUCCGUUGUCCUUGGUUAUUCAUUCAUUGGGCGGAUCAGCUGAUAUUUGUUUACUUGAGCCGCUUGUCAAGUUACACAUUCCAUCUGCCAGUGUAAAGUGACACGUAGAAGGGCCAGAGCGGUUUAGAAGUGAUUCGCUCUCCACUUGGAAGAGGCAUCGGGUAUCCGACACCUGGUAUACACAGCCCUCAACCCACAGCUGAAAGUAUAACCAGUAAAGUCUAGCAACGGUAAUAUGUCCUUCCCUCUACUGCCACACCUCCAAGAAGUGCCCAUGGUAUGCGUAUGCCCUAGAUAGACUGGUAUGAACAUGCCAGUGAGCGGCCUGAAGCUGCGGGUGAGGCAACUGCGCCCACACAUUCCCCGCCUUGAGCCUAGAACUCAGCAUGUGGUGCAGACCCCAAUCACAGUUUCUAAGAUGAGGUGGUUGGACAUUGCACUGAGGUCUAUCAGAUUGCUGUUCGAGGCUCUGUCACGGUUUAUCUUUGGAAUCAUAUAUUAUGGGGAACCUCACAAGCCGCUGCCUCCCAUCAACAACCUCAUUUUGCUAGAGAGUGCCACAUCAUUGGCCACCAAGAUACGAACGAAGAAGUUGACAAGUGUUGAAGUGGUGAAGUCCUUUAUUGGACGCAUUAAGGAGAUCAACCCCAUACUGAAUUGUGUUGUGGAUGACCGGUUUGACGAUGCAGUCAAGGACGCGAAAGCUGUUGAUGACCUUAUACGAUCAGGGACAGUGGAUGAACAAACCCUCUCAAAAAACAAACCAUUCCUUGGUGUUCCCUUCACUACAAAAGACUGCAUGGCUGUUAAAGGUUUGCGGCAAACAGCAGGCCUUUAUUCAAGGAGAAACUUUAUAGCAGAGGAAGAUGCUGAUGUUGUGCACCUUAUGCGAGAGGCUGGAGCAAUCCCCCUCUGUGUCACAAAUGUGUCAGAGCUCUGUAUGUGGUGGGAGAGCUCCAACACUAUUUAUGGGAGGACCAACAACCCUUACCGUUCCUGCCGUAUUGUAGGAGGUUCCUCUGGAGGCGAGGGCUGUGUACAGUCUGCAUGUGGAUCACCCUUUGGUAUUGGAUCAGAUAUUGGAGGAUCAAUACGCAUGCCUUCUUUCUUUAAUGGCAUAUUUGGUCACAAACCCACAUAUGGCAUAGUAAGUAAUAUAGGUCAGGAACCGGUUGCAACUGGGGAAGCUAUGGAGUUCCUUGUGACGGGACCCAUGUGUCGAUAUGUACAAGACUUGACACCUAUGAUGAAGGUUCUGGGAGCAAACAAUUCUCACAUGCUUACACUUGACCAGAAGGUGGAUAUCAGCAAGCUCCGAUAUUUCUAUGUGGAAGAUGAUGGUGGAUCUCCACUUGUGACACCUGUUCACCCAGAACUUCGUGCAGCUCAAAAGAAAGUUAUAAUUCAUCUUGAGAAAGCAUAUGGCGUUAAAGCUAAAAAGAUUACCUUAAAAAAGCUCAAAGCGGCAUUACCAAUGUACUUUGCCAAGCUCGCCAGUGUAGAAGAAGCCCACACAUUUUGUGAAGAACUAGCACUGAAGAAGGGAUGCAUCAAUGUUUGGACUGAGCUUCUGAAGUGGAUGUUCCGGUUAUCUCAUCACACACUACCAGGCCUGCUGCUUGGUGUCCUGGAGAAGCUUAACAGUCAAAGCAAGAGGUCAGAAGAUUACCCAAAGCUCCUCACCAUGUGCACUGACUUGAAACAGGAGAUAAAGGAACUUUUGGGUGAUGAUGGUGUGCUCCUGUUUCCUAGUCAUCCCACUCCAGCCCCUUAUCACGGGCAGCCACUCUUCCGUGCCUUCAACUUCGUCUACACAGCAAUAAUAAAUGUUCUGCUGUUCCCAUCCACCCAGUGUCCUUUAGGCUUAGGGUCAGAGGGCCUUCCUCUUGGCAUUCAGGUAGUCGGUAAUCACUACAAAGAUCACCUGACUCUUGCAGUUGCAGGAGAACUAGAGAAAGCUUUUGGGGGCUGGGUUUGCCCAUCUGAAGUACGCUAAUUCCAGCAAGAGAAGCCAUUUCAAGAAAGUCAUGUUUCCUGUUUUAUAUGAAGGACUCUUGGAAGGAGAUGAUUUUUUUUUGUGGCAAAGUUCAAAUAUUAAACUUUUGCAUUUUG
Penaeus vannamei (Pacific white shrimp) is the source of this 2113-nucleotide messenger RNA. Its product is annotated as fatty-acid amide hydrolase 2. Gene Ontology annotation, cellular component: endomembrane system. Lineage: Eukaryota; Metazoa; Arthropoda; Malacostraca; Decapoda; Penaeidae. The record is from RefSeq and is a predicted model, not a curated record.